AUGGCUGGCCUGAGACUUCGGGGACUGGCAUCCUCCAAACUUUAUCAGCGCCGACAGGAUCAGCUAAGUGGCACAGGUAACAUGUCGGAUGCUCUCGCGAAUGCGGUGUGUGAACGCUGCCAGACUCGGUUUGAUCCUGCGGAGAGGAUUGUGAACAGCAAUGGGGAGCUCUAUCACGAAAACUGCUUUGUCUGUGCUCAGUGUUUUCGUCAGUUCCCAGAAGGACUUUUUUAUGAGUUUGAAGGUCGAAAAUACUGCGAGCAUGACUUUCAGAUGCUGUUUGCCCCUUGCUGUGGGGAAUGUGGUGAGUUCAUCAUUGGACGUGUUAUCAAGGCAAUGAACAAUAACUGGCACCCAGAGUGUUUCCGCUGUGAGCUCUGCGAUGUAGCACUUGCUGACCUGGGUUUUGUGAAGAAUGCAGGCAGACAUCUGUGCAGGCCGUGCCAUAACCGUGAAAAAGCUAAGGGGCUGGGCAAGUACAUCUGUCAGAAGUGCCACCUGAUCAUUGAUGAGGAGCCUCUGAUGUUUCGGAACGAUUCCUACCACCCGGAUCACUUCAACUGCACCCACUGCGGGAAGGAGCUGACUGCUGAGGCCCGGGAACUGAAGGGAGAGCUGUAUUGCCUGCCCUGCCACGACAAGAUGGGAAUCCCCAUCUGUGGAGCCUGCCGCAGGCCUAUCGAGGGACGAGUGGUCAAUGCUCUGGGAAAGCAGUGGCACGUUGAGCAUUUUGUUUGUGCCAAAUGUGAGAAGCCCUUCUUGGGGCACCGACACUAUGAGAAAAAAGGACUGGCUUACUGUGAAACCCACUAUAAUCAGCUCUUUGGAGAUGUCUGCUACAACUGCAGCCACGUGAUAGAGGGAGAUGUGGUAUCGGCUCUUAACAAGGCCUGGUGUGUGAAUUGCUUCUCCUGCUCCACCUGCAACAUCAAGCUCACACUGAAGAAUAAGUUUGUGGAGUUUGACAUGAAGCCUGUAUGCAAGAAGUGCUAUGAGAAAUUCCCUCUGGAGCUGAAGAAACGCCUGAAGAAGUUGUCAGAGCUGGCAUCCAAGAAGGCACAUCCCAAAGCUCUGGAUUUAAACUCUGCUUAA
Messenger RNA from Mesitornis unicolor (brown roatelo), 1092 nucleotides. It is a transcript of the gene LIMS2, whose product is annotated as LIM and senescent cell antigen-like domains 2. Gene Ontology annotation, biological process: cell-cell junction organization; positive regulation of substrate adhesion-dependent cell spreading; cell-cell adhesion. Bases 1 to 1092 code for a protein of 363 amino acids. Gene Ontology annotation, cellular component: cytoplasm; focal adhesion; cell-cell junction. The transcript is spliced from 10 exons. The record is from RefSeq and is a predicted model, not a curated record. Lineage: Eukaryota; Metazoa; Chordata; Aves; Mesitornithiformes; Mesitornithidae.